AUGUCAAAUCCUUCUACACCAACUAAUUUGCCGCCGGAGAUACGCACGCCUUCGCCGGAAAUGGAGAUACGCACGCCUUCGCCAGAGAUACACACGCGUUCUCUAGAGAUCGAGACACGCACGCCUUCGCCGGAGAUAGUCAAUCCUUCACCGCCUGAAACUGUCAUACACAUUCCCACCGGCACCCAGUCCCCGCGACGCCAUCACCUGGUGAGAUUAAUCACUGCCAUGCCAACCCCACUAGCCUUCUCAGUGGCCAUUGGGCUCAUUGUUUACUUAGCCAUCCCAAAACCUACAGAGGUUUCCAAACAAGCAUGGCGGUUGUUCGCCAUUUUCCUCACCAUUGUUGCCGGACUUAUACUGGGACCUUUACCUGUUGGUGCAUGGGUCUUCGUCUGUUUGAUGAUCACCGUUAUCACCAAAACCCUGACGGUCAAAGACGCUCUUUCAGGGUUUACGAACGAUAUUAUAUGGCUGAUCGUUCUCUCGUUUUUCUUCAGCAGAGGGUUUGUGAAAACUGGUCUCGGUGAUCGGUUGGUAAUGUACUUCAUAAAAUGGUUUGGCAAGAGCACUUUGGGUUUGGUGUAUGAGUUGGCAAUCGGAGAAGCUAUAAUUUCGCCGGCGAUGCUAAGUGCCACUGCCACCACCCACCUCUCCCACCACACGACCACCACCACUGCGAAUCCAGAUUCAGUUACUAACCCCCAAUCUAGAUUCAAGCAUCCAAACCCCAAAUUCAAAUGA
Molecule: messenger RNA, 744 nt
Organism: Helianthus annuus (common sunflower)
Lineage: Eukaryota; Viridiplantae; Streptophyta; Magnoliopsida; Asterales; Asteraceae
Product: dicarboxylate transporter 2, chloroplastic-like
Exons: 1
Coding region: 1-744 (247 amino acids)
Biological process (GO): transmembrane transport
Cellular component (GO): membrane
Molecular function (GO): transmembrane transporter activity
Source: RefSeq, a predicted model, not a curated record